Fimicolochytrium jonesii is the source of this 760-nucleotide messenger RNA. RefSeq lists its product as uncharacterized. The transcript has 2 exons. Gene Ontology annotation, cellular component: mitochondrion. The record is from RefSeq and is a predicted model, not a curated record. NCBI's taxonomy places the organism in Eukaryota, Fungi, Chytridiomycota, Chytridiomycetes, Spizellomycetales, Powellomycetaceae. Bases 251 to 589 code for a protein of 112 amino acids. Gene Ontology annotation, biological process: mitochondrial respiratory chain complex II assembly.
GCACGCGCGUUUGACGCAGUUUGAGGCUCCGGCGGAAGUACUGUACACGCCUUUCACGCGGCAAAGCUCCGUCCAAUGUCGAAGACUCUCAACGGCAAAGGGAAACCGAUCUGUUUCCAUAUAGUCACUCGUACCGCCGUUCAGCAUUGAUAAGGUCGUUAGCUAAGGUCACUCCAUGUGAUAGUUUGCUCAACGCCACGGCUUCUACUUCGAUCAGGACUUCUGAACUCAGAAACGCAACUCAGAAACGAUGAAUCCCAGGACGAUGCCCAGAAUCUUCCUCCGCCCACCACAAACGUUGCUGUUAACUCGAGCCUAUUCGACAUCCAAACCAUUUGAGCAGCCCGGACCCCUUCCUCUAGGCGACAAAGCAGACCAGAAAGAGUUUGAGGAACUUGUCAAGCAAAAGCUAAAGCAACAGGAAUCGGGCUCGAAUACGGCACUGCACCCCGAUGCACCCAAAAAGCUUCAGGAAGCUGAGUGGGAGGGCGAUAAGAAUCCCGUCACAGGGGAGAUUGGAGGGCCCAAGGGCAAGGAGCCAACUCGUUAUGGAGAUUGGGAGCGUAAAGGGAGGGUGUACGAUUUCUAGAGUCGCACACAUUUUUGGGGGAUAAUGAUGGCGUACCGAGAUUUCUAGGCUUGUUGGGGAAGGGUCUAUCAUUCAAAAUGGACCUCCUAGGCUAGCAGGCUCCUAUAAUGCAACGCUAUUUGUGAAGGGUACACGAGGCAUACGAAUUCGAAUGUGGCAGAUUGGUUGAAA